Molecule: messenger RNA, 2006 nt
Organism: Linum trigynum
Lineage: Eukaryota; Viridiplantae; Streptophyta; Magnoliopsida; Malpighiales; Linaceae
Source: the annotation of a GenBank genome assembly
UCAUACUAAUAGUUGGAAUACGGGUUGGAUCGGGUUCUACGGGUUGUGUAAUCCAAAAUCCAAACCCAACCCAAAGGAGGCGGGUUGUACAAAAGAAAACCCUCACCCAACCAAAAACCAUAGUUUUAGCGAUAAAUACGGGUGGGUUGGAUCGAAUUGAAUGGGUGGAUCAGUUUGCGGGGUGUUUGUUCACCCCUAGCUUUAAUGGCGCUCCGCGAUUAAUUCGCCUAAUUCAAUUACCUUCCCAUAUAUAAAACUCGUUAAUAGGUGUUUUAGAUGUUAAAAUGUUCGACAUUUCCAAAAUUUCUAGUAUAAUCCACCUCUUUACCUGUAGCAUUUUAUUUGGGUUAUUUUCUCCUUAGUUUAGAGAUUUAAUUAUCUAUUAAAUAACAAAUCUCUCAGAGAGAUUCUACACAUUGAUUUUUGAGAGUUUUUACUACUAUUUUAUCUCUUUUUUUUUUAAAAAAAUUCACUAUAUGCACUUACUAAAAAAUUCACUAUAUGGGAUUCCCUGAAAAAUUCCUUGUUUGGCUAAGAAUGUGUGUCACCACCCCGAAGUUUAGCAUUGGUUUUAAUGGUGGUUCAAUAGUGUACUUCCCUGCAAAAAAAAGGGUUGAGGCAAGGGGAUCCCCUUUCCCCCUACCUCUUUGCUGUAGUUAUGGAAAUCUUUUCUUGCCUGAUGAAUAAGGCUGUUCUUCAGAAUGCUAUGCCUUUUCACCCUAUGUGUAAAAGACUUAAGCUCACCCAUCUUAUGUUUGCGGACGAUCUUUUACUGUUUUCUGAUCGCUCGAACUUUGGGAUCCAAUGUAUCAAAAGGGUUCUGGAAGAUUUUAGAUACAUGUCUGGGCUCUGAUCAAACCCUUCCAAAUGUGAGCUCUACUGUGGCGGCAUUUGUGAACAAUGGCAGGAGCUGAUGUCUCAGCACUCAGGUUACAAAUUGGGGUCACUUCCAGUUCGUUAUCUGGGGCUCCCUCUGCUUCCUGGCAAACUAACAAUCAAAGCUUGCAAACCUCUCAUAGAUAGAGUUAUGAGCAGAAUUAAUAGCUGGAAAUCAAAGUCUCUGUCUUAUGCUGGUAAAAUUCAACUUGUGAUCUCUGUUUUGUACAGCCUCUCCCAUUUUUGGAUGUCGAUCUUCAUUUUACCUAAGGCUGUCAUCAAAGCUAUAGAAAAAGUGUGCAGUGAUUUUUUGUGGGGGGUUGGAGAUGGUGCUAGGAAGAAAGCAGUGGUUGCUUGGUCUCGAAUUACUUAUCCUAAAAAGGAAGGGGGACUGGGACUAAGGGAUAUGGGCACUUGGAAUCUUGCUUGUGUUGUAAGGCACAUCUGGGCUGUUUUGUUUAGGCAAGGGUCUCUUUGGGUUGCUUGGAUCUGGGAAUAUCGGAUAAAAGGGGGUAAUUUCUGGACUCUUACCUCCAAAGCUGGCUCCUGGCUUUGGCAGAAAAUAUUGAAGAUCAGGGAUAAGGUCAGAGGUUGGUUCUCUGUUGCUUCUGAUGGGGUCUAUUGGAAGGGUGCACUAAUGCCUAAAUUAUGCAUCAGAAAGGUUUGGGAGGAGUUUGGUCCCAAAAGGAGCUAUGUCCCUUGGAAAACUCUGAUUUGGAAAGGUCCAAAUAUUCCAAGGAACCAGUUCCUGGUUUGGCUUGUUGUCACUGAUUGUAUCACAACUGGAGAGAAAGCUCAGGGGUAGGGUGGUUCAGGAGAUUAUGGAUGUGUGUUUUGCUCGUGCAGCUUGGAAACGAGAUCUCACUUGUUUGCUGAAUGUCAUUUGUUUAAACAGUUGUAUGUAGCUCUGUUUGCCAAUUUUGCAGAUAGAACCCCUGGAGAUCAAUGGACUACUAAGCUUCAGUGGGCUAUAUCUGCUUUCAAAGGAUCCACAAUCUCAUCACAAACUGGGAAGUUAAUUUGGCAGGCUUUGAUUGCUUCAAUCUGGAGAGAACGUUGCUUGGUUAAGUAUGCAGGGAGAAAAGCUGAUUUCCAUGAUCUGAUGAUGCGAAUUAAAGGGGAUAUAAGGG